UACUUGGAGUCAGUUAUGCACUCAUCUCAGGCCAGUUCAUACGUCACGGUACACACGACGCGAGACACAGCGACCUUGGAUCCGAAGAUACGCCGCGAAUCUUAACAUCGUGUGUAACAGUAUAAGUGUCGGCAUCUAUAUAAAAUAUCUCAUUCAGUAUCUUGCUUCAUUAAUAAAAGUGGUCUUUAUUUAGUAGAAAAUAAAGUAUAAUUUAUAAAAAAUGGUGCAAAAUAAGAGGAUUCUUGUUAUCUAUACUGGAGGCACUUUUGGUAUGCUGAAAAAUGAAAAAGGAGUACUGGUGCCACAAAAGGACAUAGAAAGAAGAGUGAUCAGAAAGCUGCCACAGUUACAUGACAAUGUCUACUGGGAGAAAAAUCUUGCCGGAACAGACCUUAAAGAAUAUCUGGUGAUACCAGAUGGCAAGGACACGGAACAGAAAGUGUUGUACAAAAUAUAUGAAUAUGAUGAGCUGAAGGACUCCUCAGACUUCACCAUGGACGACUGGAUAACACAGGCUAGAGAUAUAAAGAAAUUCUACCACGAUUAUGAUGGUUUCGUGGUACUGCACGGUACUGACACGACAGCGUAUGGAGCUUCCAUCCUAUCCUUCAUGCUGGAGUCAGUCGGCAAGACUGUCGUACUCACCGGAGCACAGAUCCCCAUUUUCCAACCUCGAAGCGAUGGUAACAACAACUUGUUGUGUGCUAUCCUUAUUGCAGCUACACAAAACAUUCCAGAAGUCACAGUAUUCUUUGGAGCGAGGCUCUUCAGAGGCACUAGGGUAAAAAAAGUAUCAAACACAAAGAUCUACGCGUUCGACUCGCCGAACUUCCCAGCGCUGCUCGAAGCUAAGGCGACCCUGGAUGUAGACCCGAAGAUGCUGAUCCACCCCCCUGGCUCCGUGCCCAAUGAGUGCAGAUUACAUGACAAGCUCUGCAGGAAGGUGUAUAUCUUGAAGAUGGCACCCACUAUCACACCUGAACUGAUUAAAGCAGUGUUUUCGGGCAUGGAAGGCGUCGUUCUAGAAACAUACGGCAACGGUAAUAUUCCCAUCAAACGCAAGGAGAUCUACAAAGAGAUCGAGGCGGCAGUGAAGAACAAGGUGCUGGUGGUGAACGUAACUCAGUGCAUCAAUGGAACUGUCAUCGCUAAACCUUUGUAUGAGACUGGACUGCUUCUAUUAGAAUGUGGAGUAGUGCCUGCAUACGACAUGACGGCUGAGGCAGCGUGGGCAAAGUUGUGCUAUGUGCUCACUAAGACAGAACUUAGCUAUGAGGAGAAAGUUAAGUUAAUGAAGACGAAUAUCCGUGGCGAGAUGUACAACCCUCACUAAUUAUAUUUAAUUAGUUAAAAAAGUAAAAUAAAUAUAAUUUGUAGGAUUGUAUGAUUGUAACUGUAUUAAAUGUCGAAUAAAUUAUUUUC
This is a messenger RNA of Spodoptera litura, 1422 nucleotides long. Its product is annotated as L-asparaginase. Gene Ontology annotation, molecular function: asparaginase activity. NCBI's taxonomy places the organism in Eukaryota, Metazoa, Arthropoda, Insecta, Lepidoptera, Noctuidae. The record is from RefSeq and is a predicted model, not a curated record.